ACACCGUGCACCAGAUAACAACGACGGACAGAAUAACCGACAUCUUUUAUAAUUUACCCUAUAUAACAAUCAUUGUUCCUGCUGAUCUAUGCCUGGAAAGUGCAUUGAUAGAAAUUAUUUUAAAGUUUGUUACGCCCUAUCCCAUAAUUAUUAUUUGAAUAACUCUUUAUAGAUAAAAUGUCGAAUUUAGGAGAGAGAAUAGUAGUUUUGAUAGAUAUGGAUUGUUUUUUCUGCCAAGUCGAGGAAAGAUUACAGCCAGAUCUUAAAGGAAAACCUGUGGCUGUUGUACAGUACAAUCAAUGGCAGUUAGGCGGAAUUAUCGCCGUUAAUUAUGAAGCAAGAGCUUUUGGAGUCAGUAGACAUAUGCGAGGUGAUGAAGCGAAGGAAAAAUGUCCAAACCUUGUGUUGGUCAGUGUACCAGAACUUCGUGGAAAAUCAGAUACAUCAAGGUACAGAAAUGCUGGUCGUGAAGUUAUUGAAGUCAUGAGAAAACAUUGUAACAUUGUUGAACGUGCAAGUGUUGAUGAGGCAUAUUUAGACAUUACGGAAAUAGUUGAUCAAAAAAUGUCAUUAUCACCUGAGUGUAUUAAAAGUAUGAUAAAGAGUCUUUCUAAUACUUUCAUUGUUGACUUUUCAGAAAUAGGGAAUAAUGAUGAAGAACAAAGAAAAGAUGGCUUAGAUAGAUGGAUUUCCUCAAUAUUUGAUGAACUGGAAGAUGAUCAAGCUCAAAGACUCGCUGUUGCUGGUACAAUAGUUGAGAAGUUAAGGGCUGAAAUAUUAGAAAUAACAGGGUUUAAAUGCUCAGCAGGCAUUUCAUAUAAUAAGAUUCUAGCUAAAUUAGCUUGUGGAUUACAUAAACCAAAUCGCCAAACUAUUCUACCAUCUGCAGCUGUCCCAUCACUUUAUUCCACACUACCAGUUAAAAAAGUUCGAAAUCUUGGAGGAAAGUUUGGUGAUGUCGUAGUGGAAUCUCUUGGGUGUAACGUUAUGGCAGAUCUAUUGCGUUACACAUUACAAGAUCUUCAAAAACGUUUUGAUGACAAAACAGGAUUAUGGCUCUAUAAUAUUGCUCGUGGAAUGGAUAAAGAGCCAGUUGUAGCAAGAUUGGUCUGCAAGUCUAUCGGUGCCUGUAAAAAAUUUCCAGGAAAACAAGCAAUCACUACAAUGGAUGUGCUACAACACUGGAUAGGAGAACUUGCGGCGGAUGUUUGCGACCGUCUAGAACAAGAUUUUGAAGAAAACCAGCGUCGUGCAACUCUACUGACUGUGAGUUACCAUUACUACCAAAAUAAAACCACAGUGUCACAAUCUCGUUCAUGUCCUUUGAUCUCAUAUAAACCGGAUAAAAUAACGAGUCAGACCAUCGAAAUUGUAACCAAGUCAACACAACAGCCAAUAGCUUUUUUAGGUAUUUCAGUGGGAAAGUUUAAACAGAGUAAAGGUAGCAAUAAUUUUAUUAAUUAUUUUAAACCGAAUAAUCUAAUAGUUAGUAGAACAACUGAUACGUCAGACUCAUCUGUUGAUAAAAAUGACACGCAAUGCAAUGAUGCUUUGCCAGUAACACAAAAUGACAUAAAUGAUACAACGCAACAUGAUAAGUCGUCCAAGUCUUUUUUUAUGAAUGCUUUUAGUAACGUGAACAAAAUUAGUAAUAAGUCAGUUAAAAAUUCUAAUGAACAUUUUAAUGAUCAUGAGGAAGACACGGUGCAUGUCGUAUCCGACAGCCAUGACAGAUUAGGAACCUCAGAGACAAUAGAAAAUAAAACAGACGACAAGUAUGAUUUAGAAGAUAGCAAACGAAAGUCAAUUGAAAAAUUAUCUAGUACCACGAAUACUGAUAAUAUAAAUCACGAAGAAGAUGAUCAUGGUAGCAUUAUGGGAAGUUCUGACAAUAACUCUUUAUCGAAUCACCAAAGCUCUGUGCACAGUGUAUCUAUAUUAGAAUCAAACGCUCUAUGCAGUAGAAAUCAUGAUAAUUUUAGAGAAAAUAAUGAAACCUUAGUAGAGCUAAGAGAAAUAUUUCCUGACUUGAAUGAUAUUGAUCCACAAAUUGUAUCUUUGUUACCAGAGAAACUGCAAAGGGAAGCAAAUUUAAUAUUAAAAGCUCGAAAAAAGAAUCCUGUAAGUAACGCUAGUACAGGGAAAACGGGGAAAGUGAAACCUAACAAAUCUAAUAAGUCCAAUGGUUCUAAAUCUGUAAAAAAUAAUAAUUCAAUAAGUGCUUUUUUAAAAAAGUGUAAUCCCAGUAUUGACUCUACGAACUCUUUAAAAAAAUGUUUACAAUGCGAUCAAUUAAUAAAGGUUGAAAGACAUGAUGAACAUAUGGAUUUUCACAUAGCACAAGAUUUACAACAAGCAAUGAAUGAAUCCUUGAAAUGUAAUUCAAUAUCUAUAAAGAGAAAGGAAACUAUUGAUGAAGUAGAUGAUCGUGCUAGUAAGAAAAGAGCGUCAGAUCUUGAAAUGUCAAUACAAAGUAAAGAAAAAUGUAACAAAAUAUCCUCAUUCUUUGCUCAGUUGUGACGACAGAUAUUAGAUAGUUUAAUUUAAAAAAUUAAUUUAAUUAAUAAAAUGGACGGGAAAGGAUAAGUGCGAUUCGGUAUAAAUUAACAAAAUAUAUGAUUAUAUCACUUUAAUCUUUAUUUAGUAGUACGAAUAUUUGAAAAAUCCAAAGAUAUUUAAAUAAAUAUAAAUAAGUUAUACUUACAAUAA
Messenger RNA from Cephus cinctus (wheat stem sawfly), 2709 nucleotides. RefSeq names its product DNA polymerase eta (gene DNApol-eta). Lineage: Eukaryota; Metazoa; Arthropoda; Insecta; Hymenoptera; Cephidae. Gene Ontology annotation, biological process: error-prone translesion synthesis; response to radiation. Bases 178 to 2520 code for a protein of 780 amino acids. The transcript is spliced from 7 exons. Gene Ontology annotation, cellular component: replication fork; site of double-strand break; nucleus. Gene Ontology annotation, molecular function: damaged DNA binding; DNA-directed DNA polymerase activity. The record is from RefSeq and is a predicted model, not a curated record.